UCAAACAUGUUCCGUGUGCUUUUCCUCACAUUUCUUCCCAUCAUCAUCAAAUGCGCUCCUACAAAAUUUUCCGAUUUGCACAACAUCAACAUCUUCAAAAUCGAUGACAUAAUUCACUGCGAUGAAUUGCAAUGCGAUAUUUCCUCGUCCAAAUGUUCCGUCACAUUAACCACUGACGCCCUAAGCAGAGCAAGAAGUUACGAGGCAACGUGCUGGAUCGACGAUAAUCUAAUUGGAAAUACAAAAAUUCGGCACGAAAGACUUCCCGAAGAUGUCACACCGAAAAACGAGUCAAUUGUCAUGGAAUUGUGUCGAUAUGGACCUCUAAAUGUCUAUGGAUCGAUUGAUGGCAAAAACAUCAAUUACCAAUUAGGCGAAGGACGGUUGCGCGGAAAUGGAUGGAAAAAUUGUCCCAUAAAGCCGUUGCUGAUGCUGAUGAUGAUGAUGUCGACGAUUGUGGCGAUGUUUUAAUAGGAUAAGCAGGUGUGAAAGUGAUAAAAAUGUACCUUUCUUUCAUGUGGACCUUUUUUCAACGUUAUCUUUAUUUUUACAGUAAAGAAUUUUAGGAAAAAAAAUGAAGUCUGUCUGGAAGGAAGUGCUUUUUCAAAAAAUCAUUAAAAUUUGGAAUAUUUGCUUAAUUGUAAUUUUAAAAAUUAAUUUAAUUUUAAAUUAAAAUUUAAAAAUUU
Culicoides brevitarsis is the source of this 686-nucleotide messenger RNA. RefSeq lists its product as uncharacterized. The record is from RefSeq and is a predicted model, not a curated record. Lineage: Eukaryota; Metazoa; Arthropoda; Insecta; Diptera; Ceratopogonidae. The coding region runs from base 7 to 471 and encodes 154 amino acids. The transcript is spliced from 4 exons.